UUUUGAACUCGAGUAUUUCAUUAUUGAUUUAGGCUGUUUGGAAUUUUAUAUCUUUUAAAAUACAUUUAAAUUGAACUGAAGUUUCUUAAACUUUCAAUAGGUGUCGUUUGUAUAAAAUGUCAUUGUAAUAUUCAUCAAUUUGAUACAUAAUUCGUGAUUAUGGAAUAACUAUGCAAACCUAUUGAAGCGAAACAAAAAAAUAAAAGUUAUAAUUGACUAUAAGACAAUUUAAUCAGAUACAAUUAUAUUUAAGUAAUUUAAUAUGUUACCACGAACAUAUUUAACUGAGCAAGAUAUAAGGAAAAGACAAAUUGACACGUUAAAAAUUUUCAACGAUAAUGUAACCGAAAUAAACGAAAACUCCGAGUAUAAAGUGGAAUUCGAAGCUAGCGGACGCAGUUUUAGUCUGAAUGUAGUUCUAAACCCUGAAUUUCCUAAUGAAAGACCAAAUAUAUUUAUAAAUCCUGUGAUACCACAUCCGUGGCUACUGGAAAACUCAAACCAAGUAGUGGGCGCUCCAGGCUUGAUGAACUACACCCCACAUUCAGACUUAGGUCGUGUAGUUCAAGCUAUUAUCCGUGAAUUCCAAAGAUCAGUACCAAUUAUAAGCCAUGAAGAUAAAUCAACGGACACAAGUCCCCAAUCAAGUUACAGCUCACAAUCGUUGAUGUUUCCGGAAUUAAGUGAAUUGACAGUUGAGGAAUUGCAAGAGAUUAUGGAGAAUCCAGAUUUACAGGAUAAAUUACUAGAAACAAAUCCACAAUUAUUGGAACUCGAUUUGGAAACGGAGGAGCUUAUGACAAGCAUUGAACUCAUAGCACAAGAGAAUAUAAUGAAGCAACAAGUCUUAGAUGAUCUUAAAACAGACGUCCUCGACCGUAUAUCGACCAUUGUGCAAAUGAAAAUGAGUUUUGAGGAACUGAAUCGGAAACAUCAAAAGUUAUCUGAAAUGUACGAUCCGCACAGGAUCAGAGACUGCUUAAAGGAUGGAGCCUGUAAAGCAGACGAAGAUGCCGAAGUGAUUGCUGAACAGUUUUUACUAGGUAACAUUCCAGUCGAGACAUUCAUAGCUAAAUUUGCUGAAAAAAGAGCACUGGGACAAGCAAGGCGAGCGAGAGAGGAGAGGCUGGCUCAUCAGCUAGCUCAAUUGGACAAAGCUACGACGUAAAACUAUUUCUAAAAUAAUCAUACACUUACAUUGAUAUAUACCAUUUAUUUAUAGUCGGUGUGUUAGCUGCAUGGAAUGGAACGAAAGGGAAAUAUUUUGUUGGUAGGAAGUUCCCGUUCACUAUUCGAGUGGUGAAUGAUACAAACAAUCGGUCUUUAUUGUGUGCAAUAUCAAAUAAAAUUAGUUUGUAAUUAAUAUUUAUGACUUAUCAUUGAUUAACCUUCAAUGGUAAACAAACUUAGUAAUUAUACGAUUAAAUUUUUUUAUUGAUUUAAUACAAAGGUUGAAUAAGCAAGACUAUGAAUAAUUACAAACACAAGCGCCCGUUGAUGAUGUAUAGAAUAACUAAUACUUAUUACAAUGAGCGACAAUGGCUACGGUACACAGACUAGUAAUGCGGUAAGUUUGAUUUAUACAAAUUGGAUUAUUAGCGUUGGAUACAUUUUUAUUACACUUAUUGUUAGAGAAUUAUAUUAGAAUUGUAUUGGAAACAGGAAUAGCCAGUAUUAUCAAUAAAAAAAUAUUAUAACCUUAGUACAAUUAUUUCGCCCUUUGUUUUAUUAUUUAAAAUAAAAAAAAAAAAACGUGAAAAAUCCUCUGUGUGUAUAAUAUUAAUGUUGUUGUAUAACGUAUCUGAGAAUUAGUAUAUUCACAGCACGUAGGGUAUCUAUAGGCUGUUGUAAAGGCAGAAGAUUUAAAGAUAGAUAAAUAACUUAGACUGAAUUGUCGUGACGCUAUUUGUUGAGAUCUGAAAUAAUCUGUGGUUUUCGGCUUUCGCUAUUGAUUUGAAAAAAAGUCGUUUUGAACUUCGGCGAUGUUGUCAUCUAAAAUAUUAGAAGUAAAAUUAAAGUGGAUAUAAGUAAAUAUGAUAUAAUCAAGAACUAUUUGGUGUGCAAAUCGCAUGGACAAUGUAAAAUAAAGUAAAGUUUGUUUAUUUUAUUCCUUCUUCGAUCGAACUACGCUAAAAAUAACAUGAUAUUAUGAUAUAUUUAUAAGAGUAAAAAUUAGCAAUAAAAAUAGUCGUGAUUAUUAAAUACGUGAAUAUAAAUUUAGUUAAAUUUUAAAAUAUAUAUUUAUCUAAAUUUUUUAUUAAAUUUCUAUACGCUUAUUUCAUUGUCGAGACUCGGUACUGUUAACGAAUGAUAAUCUACCAAAUUUUAUUUUUUGAAUAAUUAUGUUUCAUAGUGCUCAUCAAUACCCGCGUAUUUA
Molecule: messenger RNA, 2377 nt
Organism: Vanessa atalanta (red admiral)
Lineage: Eukaryota; Metazoa; Arthropoda; Insecta; Lepidoptera; Nymphalidae
Product: vacuolar protein sorting-associated protein 37A-like
Exons: 3
Coding region: 263-1168 (301 amino acids)
Biological process (GO): protein targeting to vacuole; ubiquitin-dependent protein catabolic process via the multivesicular body sorting pathway; protein targeting to membrane
Cellular component (GO): ESCRT I complex
Source: RefSeq, a predicted model, not a curated record